Molecule: messenger RNA, 6134 nt
Organism: Chelonus insularis
Lineage: Eukaryota; Metazoa; Arthropoda; Insecta; Hymenoptera; Braconidae
Exons: 13
Coding region: 965-5956 (1663 amino acids)
Biological process (GO): response to starvation; autophagy
Cellular component (GO): cytoplasm
Molecular function (GO): protein binding
Source: RefSeq, a predicted model, not a curated record
GCCCCGCAGUUUCAUUUCAGCCGUCGUUGAAGCAAGUACGCACGCGUUAAAAUGAGUGAGCUCACCACGAAAAAAAAAGUAUAUCUUAUUGAGUGCUUUUUCUCGAGGGGAAAAAUUCAUAGUAAUGCAUAUAGAGGGUUCCGUACUAAGUUUGGAACCCAUAGAGUUGCCAGCGAAAACACUCUGAAAAGAAUAAUCGAUAACGUCGUGAAGUAUGGUACACUCCAGGACCGUAGACACGAGUUGCCAGGCCCAUCUGUUACGGUGACUACACCAGAGAAGAUCAACGAAGUUGAGAAUUAUUUCAAACAAAAUCCAAAUGAUUCGAUUCGAAAAGCUGCUCAAGCAUUAAAAAUAACCGAAUCAUCAUUACACAACAUUUUGAAAUAUUUUUUAAAGUUUCAUCCGUAUAAAAUAAGCACUCAUCAAUUGUUAACUGAACAUGACAUGACGAAACGUAAACAAACAAAAUUAUCGGUUUUGGGGAACGGAAAAUCUCAACAUAUCGCUAGCGAAGUCCCUUCAUCCACAGAAAGUAACGGCAUGGGCAGCGAUUUCAGUAAAAAGGAUUUAUUUGCAAUUCUUUGAAUCUACAGUAACAGGAGAGAGUUACAAACAGCUUUUGGAAACGAAAUUCUUCCCUUAUGCAAAAAAGAGGGGAUUGGUUAAAAAUUUUUACUUCAUGCGAGAUGGAGCGACGCCGCACCGGACUGAUGAGAUGAUCAACGGAACAAAGAAAAACAUAGACAAAUCUAACGUAAAGUUAUUCAGUGAAGUGACAUUACUUUUCAAUAUAUUUGUACUGUUCCAUUAACAUCUAUUGUCAACAUUGUUGAUCUCAGUUAAUCGUAAUAUGACGCAGUAGACGCAUAUCAAAGGUUGCAUUAGAAAGGUGUCGUUUGUGUUGGAUAUAAUGAACAAGUAGUUUUCGUGAUAUUGAAAAUUAUUAGUUAGUGUAAUCGAGAUGUCAGCAGAUUCACCGAGAAGGAGACUUCAAAAAGGUGUUCAAGUUGUUUUACCUCAACCUGUAAAUGAUCGUUCAAUAAUUGACAGUGUAGCUGGUAUUAUCAAUGAUAUUGUUCCACAAGCCUAUGCUAGUACACCUGCAGCAGAUAAUAAGGAAUCCAUAACAUGGGCUCGUUUCGAAUAUGCUGACAUCAAUGAUCCAUCAUUUUUUCCUGAUCAUGUAGAAGGGUCUAGUGCUCCUCCAUUACUUCUAGUGUUAGGAUAUACCUCUGGAGUGCAGGCUUGGUUAGUUGCUGCAUCUGGAGAAGCAACUGAAAUUUUAUCAUGGCGACAAGGUGUUGUUCGUACCUUAAGAAUAUUGCCAAAUCCAAAAACUGGUGAUGAUAAUUCUGAUGCGUACGAACAAAAACGACCUGUUAUUGCUAUAUGUGAUUCAUCUGGACCAGGACCACAAUUUUGUAGUGUCAAUUUUGUUUCGUUAAGAACUGGAGAACAGCUCAAAAGCAUUAAAUUUAAAAAUCCAGUAUGUGAUAUUUUGGCCAAUAGAAGAUCCAUUGCAGUUACAUUUUCAGAGAAAAUAGCAAUUUUUGAUGCUAGAACUUUUGAAGAUGCCCUGACAAUAACCACAUGCUAUCCAUGUCCAGGUCCUAAUCCUAACCCAGUUGCUUUGGGAACCAGAUGGUUUGCGUAUAGUGAAAAAAAGCUAGUCCCAUCUCGAAGGAGUAGUGGAGGAAGUGAAGGUGAAGGUGUACAAAGUUAUACAGCUGCAGUUUUGUAUGCAGCUAAAUCAUUAGGUAAAGGUUUACGAGGUUUAGGAGAAACUGUGGCUUCAAGUCUUACCGGAAAUUCAAUUACUCCAAUGACAUUCAAUAAUCCAGUUGGUGACGUUUCACAACCCGGGGUAGUGACAAUUCUUGAUCUUCAUGUAACAAAACAAGAAAAAGAUCUUGAUGAUUCACCUACUGAAACUAUUGUAGCCCAUUUUACUGCCCAUAAUGAUGCAAUAGUUGCUAUGACUUUUGAUAAAACUGGAGCAAUUUUGAUGACAGCUGAUAGAAGAGGGCAUGAUUUUCAUAUUUUCAAAAUACAACCCCAUCCUGGUGGUCCCACUCUAACUGCAGUUCAUCAUCUGUAUGUUUUGCAUCGGGGUGAUACGACAGCUAAAGUUCAAGAUAUGGUUUUUUCGAAUGAUACUCGAUGGGCAGCUAUAGCAACGGUUCGUGGAACAACUCAUGUUUUUCCAGUAGCUCCAUAUGGAGGAUCGGUUGGCAUGAGAACACAUUCCACACCUCACGUAGUCAAUAAACUUUCAAGAUUUCAUAAAAGUGCGGGUUUAACAGAUGAUGGUACUAGAUCACAUUCUCCUGUAUCUCACAGUGAAGUACCUCUAUGUGUUUAUCCAUAUUCAAAUCCAAGACUCCCACCGUAUCCUCAUCCUACAAUUCUUCAUCCACUAGCACAAAUUCGUCAACCGUCAUCAUUAAAUCAUGCCAAUAAUCAAAGUCAACCCAGACCACAACAAAGACAACGUCUUCAUUCUGAAGAUAAUGGUAUGCUGCCGUUGAAAAUUUGUGCUUGUUUUGCUGCACCAAGAGCAUGGAUAUAUUCACAACGUGAUCUUAUAAAUAAAAAUAUGAAAAGAGUGACGGAAUCAUUAUUUAUCAUGUCCUGUGAUGGCAAUAUGAUUCAGUAUGAUUUAGAACCAAAACCAGCUACAGGAGUUCCUAAGGAAAAAGUGUGUGAUGAUACUAUGAUAGAACUUGAAAUUGAAGCAAAAGGUCAAUGGUCCUUAUUACGAGCAUCACAUUCUCCAGAAAUGACUCCUCCCCUUUUAUUAUCAAAUCCGCUGUUGUGUCAUCCUGGGGUACCAAGAAGUAUUCAGCACAUAGAUUGUGCUGAAGAUCGUUGGUUGAGUCAAGUAGAAAUUUUAACUCAUGCUGGACCACAUCGUCGACUAUGGAUGGGCCCGCAAUUUAUAUUCAAAACAUAUAAUACGCAUAGUGGGUCAAAUACUGCAGAGUCGGAAGCUAUUGAAAUUGGAGUUAUUGGUGGUUCUCGACCCGCGAGAUCGAAUCCAGUGAAUAUGCCUCAGCCUGCUGCGCGAUCUUUAGUACCUGUUGUGAUUGAUGGAUCUGGAAGUAGUUAUGAACAAUCGCCAAGAUUUGUGGAGCACUAUGAAGAUGCAGUAGAAAAUGAUACUUCAAAUAUUGGUAAUGGUGAAAAUCAACUACGUGAAGAUCUUGCUGAAGCAAUGCUUGAAACUUCGACAGCUUCUUAUCGAGUGCCAGGGAGACGAUUGGUAGUUGAAAGGGUGGGACAACCGGUAACUAAAGUCGUCAACCCUCUGGGCACCGUAAUAACUGUCUUGGCUGAUGAAGAAGACGCGAGUUCAAAAGAAGAAUAUGAACAAGAAGAACAAGAAUAUAUUCCAGAGGGACUUAAAAGUGUAUGUGCUGAAGAAGGUCCAUCAUCUCUUGGUGAUUUUGAUACUGAAGGAAACCCACUUCGUAAUCUCACUAAAAUUUGUGCUGAAAUAAACACAGCAGAUGAACCUGCGAUAGAUAGUGUUCCAGAUGAAAGUAUUAAAGAAGUAAAAGAACAAAAAACUCUGUGUGUUGAACAGGUUGUCAUGAGUUCUUCUAACACUUCUAUUGAUUUUGAAAAAGAAAAAUCUUUUCAUGAUAUAUCUACAAGUCUUAAUAUUUGUGCUGAAUCAGGUGAAAUUCCUGAUAGUCCUAUGACUCAAGCAAAAGAAACAUGCUGGAAAAGUAAAGAUUUCAAAGAAAGAUCUGAAACACAAGGAAGUUUGACUGAUGCUAAAUAUGUUGUUAGUUACGAUGAAAAACGUGUAGUUUUAAAAGAAAAUAUAUUAGACACUGAUAAUGAAAAACAUCGGCAUUCAGAAGAAUUAAAAAGUCCAACUAAUAGUGAAAACUUGUCCAAAAGGUCAAGCAAAAGUUCUCACAAUUUUCGAGGCAACAAGCGACUUAUAAGUGUUCAAAAAGAUAGACCCAAAUAUUUAUUACGAGAACACGGAGAUAGCAUAGUGAUUGAAGAUAAUUGCACUCCUGUUGAAAAUAAAACCACUGAUUCACAUUUAAAAGAAGAUAAUAAAAGAGCAUUAGUUGAAAAAUUAAAUCUAGAAGAAGAAUCCAAAGCAGCUUGUAGAAAACAAACAACUGCAGUAAUGGUUGUAGAAACUCUAAAAAAUCCAUCUGAUGAACUGAUAAUACCGUUAGUAGAACCAAAGAUUGUUGAUGAAAAGAUAGUAAAAAAUAUUCAUCAAAAUAUAUCAGAACCCAUGGAAGCAGCUACAGCAUGUGGAAUAGCAACACUUCCAUCAAAUUUAUCUGUACCAGCCGAUGACUUGAACUGCGUCGAUUAUCAUGUUAUCGAGCCAAAUAUUUUUCGACUAAAAAAUACAAUGUAUCCUCAUCAAUUUGAUGAUGAUAUGGUUCAUAUUCCUAGUCAUGAAGAUAUUUUAAAAAUUAUUGACGUCAAGAUGGAACAGUGUGAGAAUGAAUAUCUCGAAACGUCUUUCAUACAUCAAAGAAAAAGCAGUAAAAGUACUAUUUCAGAUGAUGACCUUGAACAUAUUCAAACAUCAGAACUGUUUGAUUUGUUUGAAAAAGCUAAAUCACUUCUUGUUGAAAAGAAUGAUAAACCUAAUAUACCAGAAAGUAUUCAAACUCAAGCUAAAUCAUCGACAUCGUCAGACGACGAAUUAGAACAUGUGAAUUCUGAAACUUCUAGUUGCAGUAAUCAGUUAUCACCACCGUUGACCUUAGUACAACCACCAAGUACAGUAGAACAAUCUGUAUCUUCUAAAACAGUAGGUAAAAGUUUGUGGAAAGACGAAAGUAUUAAUAAAUCAUCAAAUAAAUCUAGAACGUCUCGGAAACGUAAAGAUAUUGUAGUGAUUGAUAGUGAGCCUGGAUCACAGCCUGGAAUUUCAGUGAUUGUAAAAGGAUUUGAUAAUGUAGAAAAUUGGAAUAAAAGUAAAAGUCCAGAAAAGGAUUUGAAUGAAGAAAUUGAUCGUUGUAUUGAACCGAAAAAUCAAAUAUUAGCACCAAGUUGUACAUCUAACGCACAAAGUUUACCUAAAAAGACACGGGUGAGGACAUCAAAGAGCUCGACAUCUAAUUUAGUGGAAAUCAUUGAUAUUGAUGCUUUACAAAAAGCAGAAAUGGAAGUUACUAAUAUUUCUCCAAUACCAGAAUGUCAGGUUCUAGAAAUGUGUCCGGCAAUUUCUACGGCUAAAUUGAAAAAAUCUAGACGUAAUAAAGAUACUAGUACUGAAAGUGAUAAUACAAAAAGUGUUUCAACAAAUGUGAAUGAACCAAAAUCUGUAGAUAAAUUACCGAAAUCUGGUGAUUGGACUCUGAAUAUAUCAACACUAGAGUCAACUAGUGAAAUUGAUAAAAAAGCAAAAAAAUUAGAAUCUUGUGGAAAAGUAUUAGAUCCGUUAAAAACCUCACCGACUUCUAAGGAUAAAAUUAUUAAUGAACCUGAAAUGCCGAAAAAUCAGAAAGAAAAAUUCUCACGUUUAUAUUCUACGGAAAUAUCAACUGAGGAUCAUCUCCGAAAUUCUAAAUCUCUAAAAAUUAUAGAGCCUCCUUCAGAAGAUACUUGUCCGGUACCCGAAGAAACAGCUCUUAUUGCAGCUUCUUGCUUGGAAAGUUUGAAACCAACCCAAGAUCCGGAACCUGUUGUCAAUGAAGUAAAUAGUUUGGAUAUUGAGAGUAAAAUUCAUUUGGAUGAAGUGAAAAAUGUGUCUAUUGAAGAAGCUGGUAAAAACUCAGAAGAAAAAGAAAAGCCAAAAAGGUCUAGUUCUUUAGAGAAAUUAAUUCCUCAUGAAAUUCCGAUGGAUACCGAAGAGGAUACUGCUAUGAAAGAUGGUGAUAAAAAUAAUUCAGCAGCUGUUGUCUUACCGACUUGGUCAGCUGUUGCUAAGAAAAACAAUAGAUCCAAAAAGAAAAAACGUAGAUGAGUAGAAAGCUGUGUAGAUAUGCCGAGAGCCAGUCUUGCUCUCUACAUUCUUUUCAUGCAAGUUGCUGGAAUAGAUUAAUUGAAUAGAGUAUUGAAAUCAUAAUGUGUAUAAUUAAUCCUCAAAUGAACUUACCUAAAGCUGAAUUAUAAAAUAAUGAAGAAAAAUUUGUGUUCAAGAC